AUGACCUUCCUACUGUCUGUGGUCAACUACAUCGGUUCCCUGUAUGUUCCCCAGAGAUCAUCUGAAGACCUCAGAGAGGCGGCCUUCUCAGCCGCUUGCGGACCUCUCCCCAUGACACCCCAAUCGGUACAAGGCCUCCUUCUUCUCGUAUCCGCAGCAAUGGGAGAGAUGCAGUUCGACUACCAGAACCAUUGGACCGAUAGAGCGAUAUCUAUGGCUAUGGCUAUCGGGAUGCAGCACAGAGCAUUUGCGGACUCUGCUUCAGAUGCAGUUCAGGCAGAAUGCUAUCGCCGUGUCUUCUGGGGCUUGUACUUUCAGGACUGUACAAGCGAGUCUCGAGUUGGAGCGAAGGGGACGUCUCUUCGACAGGGCGCUUUUGACGUAGAUCUGCCAUGCGAGGAGUGGGAAUACGAUGCAGGGAGAAUACCGCCACCUAUAUCUUUAGCCCAAUACGAUUUACAGAAUAAUCUUGGAAGCGGCGAGUUCUCUUCGUGGACAUACCUCAUUGAUAUGGCCCGGAUAUCGAGCAAUUUGAUACUUCCCUACCACGAUGCUCCGAACGAGAAGAAGACAGAACUGUUCGAGAGAGCAGAUGCGUUGAUAUGUGACUGGCUGAUCAGAGUACCGCAAUGGAAAAUGGACCUCGUGGACGCGGGCGGCGUAGCUGAUAUGAUUCUCUUCCACGCCAUGGCUUUCGCUCAACAAAAUCGCCUCAGAAUACGACAAUGUGCCUCAAGACAGGGGUUAAAUUUACGACAAUGUUUUCCCCUGGGGCCAGCUAUGGGCCCACAUCGGCAGGCGCAGAAGGUCAAGGGCUUCGGAUGGAGUGCCAUGCCCGUCGAGGUGCAGGCGGCCAACAGCGUGUGUAGCCUUUUCCGACAGUCUUUUCCCAUAAGGAAUUUGAGUCCCCGGUGCCUACCGGGGCUGCUCCGAGUGUCUUUGGCCUACCUGGAUGCUUGCGUCUUCCUGGGACUCGACACUCCGGCCUUCAGGGAGAAGCUCAACAUGCUGCUACAUAUCAUGACGGUGCACGGGGAAAUAUGGGCCAUCUCGCGGAAAGUCGCCGAGGAGGUCAGGGAGGUGGCCAAGGAAUACUCGUUAAUACCACAGUCUCCCGCUCCGAGCUCCUGUGGAGAGAUGUGGGUGCCUGGCGUGACUACGGGCAUCGCUUCUGACGACACCCUACAGACGAGUGAUUUUGAUUUCUCGAUCUUUCCUGAUAUCAGUCACCUUGGCGACUGGACGGGGAGCCAAAAUUCCCAGGCACCCUUAGUAUAG
This is a messenger RNA of Neoarthrinium moseri, 1278 nucleotides long. RefSeq lists its product as uncharacterized. NCBI's taxonomy places the organism in Eukaryota, Fungi, Ascomycota, Sordariomycetes, Amphisphaeriales, Apiosporaceae. Gene Ontology annotation, molecular function: zinc ion binding; DNA binding. The coding region runs from base 1 to 1278 and encodes 425 amino acids. Gene Ontology annotation, biological process: DNA-templated transcription. The transcript is spliced from 3 exons. The record is from RefSeq and is a predicted model, not a curated record.